AUGGUUGGCAUCAAACAACUCUCUCUCGGAGCAACUCUCCUACUCAGUCUCUCUCAACGAGCUGUCUGCGACCCAACCGAAACUCAAGAGCUGAGUGCUCGAGAUUGGGAAAAUAUCGACCAACUCAUGGAGCGAGACCUCGAGAUCCGCAAGGGUGGUGGCGGCCGUGGUGGUGGUGGGAAUGGCGGCGGUGAAAAUGGGUUCCCUGGCUAUGAGCCCUCUGGUAGUGGUGGUGCCGACAAGGGCAGCCACAGACAUGGCCGCAAAGGUCGACGAAGCCUCGAGAUUCGAAAGGGUGGUGGCGGCCGUGGCGGCGGCGGAGGCGGCGGCGAGAAUGGUUUCUCUGGCUAUACGCCUGGUGGCAGCGGCGGCGCUGACAAGGGUAGCCACAGGCGUGGUAGACGGAGCCUUGAGAUCCGCAAGGGAGGCGGCGGCCGUGGUGGUGGUGGUAGUGGUGGCGGUGAAAAUGGCUUCCCUGGCUACGAGCCCUCCGGAAGUGGCGGUGCCGAUAAGGGCAGCCACAGACAUGGACGCAAGGGUCGUCGAAGCCUCGAAAUUCGUAAAGGAGGCGGUGGACGAGGCGGUGGUGGUGGCGGCGGCGAGAAUGGUUUCUCUGGCUAUACCCCUGGUGGUAGCGGCGGUGCUGACAAGGGAAGCCAUAGACAUGGCCGCAGAAGGAGUCUGUAG
Messenger RNA from Clonostachys byssicola, 687 nucleotides. Lineage: Eukaryota; Fungi; Ascomycota; Sordariomycetes; Hypocreales; Bionectriaceae. The record is from the annotation of a GenBank genome assembly.